AUGUCAAGCUGGAGGCAGGACUACUCUGCAGCCUUGCGUAUCAGGGACCAGCAAGAAAAGGCAUAUGUUUCCGUUCUGGAGGCCUCUGAUCGCUCAGGCAGCCUGGAAAAGGAACGAGCUGAAGCCGUUCGAUAUGCCCAAAACCUUUCAGGGUCCAAAGAGAAUGAUACCCCCCAAGACAAAAAAUACCAGAGCCCGCAUGAUAGCCCUGCCGUUAUACCAGGGCUAGACCCCCUGCUUACUGCGAAUCAAGACUUGGCUGCUGCACAAAAGGCGCGAGAAGAACUCUCAAAUAAGCUUGAGAAAGCCACGGGGAAGAUAGAUACACUUUUAAGAAAAUUGAAUACAGAGUCACAGAGGGUAGCGGAUUUGGCCGUAGAAAGAACACAGCUACAGAUCCGUCUAAGGGAUAGGGACGAGGAAUUAAGGGGGAAGGCUAAGCUACUUGACGAUGUCCAAGAUGAGCUUGUAACCCUAAAUCUACAAUUUAACAUGGCCGAAGAGCGGGCUAAGAGGUUUGAAGAAGAGAAUCAACAGCUCGUAGAUAGAUGGAUGGCAAGAAUGGGACAGGAAGCUGAAGCAAUGAACAAAGCAUCCAGGUUUUCAUAA
Messenger RNA from Trichophyton verrucosum HKI 0517, 609 nucleotides. Its product is annotated as autophagy protein Apg16, putative. NCBI's taxonomy places the organism in Eukaryota, Fungi, Ascomycota, Eurotiomycetes, Onygenales, Arthrodermataceae. Bases 1 to 609 code for a protein of 202 amino acids. The transcript has 3 exons. The record is from RefSeq and is a predicted model, not a curated record.